Molecule: messenger RNA, 6434 nt
Organism: Neodiprion virginianus
Lineage: Eukaryota; Metazoa; Arthropoda; Insecta; Hymenoptera; Diprionidae
Gene: exd
Product: homeobox protein extradenticle
Exons: 8
Coding region: 1556-2731 (391 amino acids)
Biological process (GO): neuron development; regulation of transcription by RNA polymerase II; animal organ morphogenesis
Cellular component (GO): nucleus
Molecular function (GO): RNA polymerase II cis-regulatory region sequence-specific DNA binding; DNA-binding transcription factor activity, RNA polymerase II-specific
Source: RefSeq, a predicted model, not a curated record
CGGGUACAUAAAUAAAAACUGUAGAAUAAAAAGUGCAAUGUGGGCGGAGUCUGCGUCGCAACUGCUGUCAGGAAUGAGCGUCGGAUGCGCGACGUGCGAGACUAAACCUGCCUUACGUGAAUACAAUCAGCAUUAAUGUGAAAAACUUUUAUACAAUGAUCAGACGUUAGUGAAUAUCGGAGUGUUGGCGACAGUGCGUGUAAACCGUGAACGACAUCGAAUCGGUGAUAGUUUGACGCUCGGAGGUUAAAUAAACAAGCGUCAACGAAGAGUCGCGCAUGGGGCAGCAAACAAGUGAGAGAGAGACGUCUCGUGUCGGAGGACGGAGCGCGAAUGCGGUCCUCUGAUUGGCGGGAACGGGUAUGGCUGACGCACGCACACUCGGCACCGAGGGAAGCUAGUUUCACACUAACCAAAGUCAGAUCGCUAGAGACAGAACGCACACGGGCCGCGCGCUGCCUUGUAAAGGCACAGAGUAAUGCCAUACGAAUGGCAAGAGUUUUCCAAAUCGGCCUAGGCUUACCGUGAAAUACCGUCGAAAACAACAAUACCGAGGAUUCGAAAACGGUAACGAGGAUGACGUAAAUUAAUAGUUAUUAAAAAGUAAUAAAUAAAACAAAUAGAUACAUAAAAUAAUAACUGUAAUAAAACGAACCGUGUAUACGUAACACUUUGACAAUCCGUCAACUAGACACUACUCUACAUCAUACCGACUACGAACCUAAAACAUAAGAGAUAUAUAUAUAUAUACACAUAUAUAUAUCAUAAAGGAUAAAAGAGAAUACAAUAAUACAAUAAAAUAUAAGAAUAAACGUAAGUGUGAACGUUCGAAAUUCGAGACAAAGGAAAUUAAUACCAGAAGACACUGUUGUAUAUAUAUAUAUAUAUAUAUAUAUUUAUAUAUGUAUACACAUAUAUAUAUAUACACACACAUAUAAAUACAUAUACGAUGCUGAUAGUGUCUACGAAUUAUUUUCAAUCGCGUUUUAAUGUAACAAAUCGAUAAUAAUAACCACAGUGAUUAUUAUUGUUAUUGUUAUUAUUAUUACCGUAGUUGCGAGUAUAUACAUAUAUAUAUUUCCAAAUAAUCCCGAAGAGAACGACGAAGGUAGCAGAGUUUGCCGUAUUUACACACGGAGAAACAUAUGUACGCGAUAUAAGAUUCGUUGUUAGUUGCGGAUAAAGUGGAACACGUGUUGAAAAAUUAAUACAACGACGAAAGUUUGUGCGCGAGAUGGGAGUAUUUUAAUAAUCAUCAUCAUCAUCAUCGUCCAAUAAUAAUCGCAAAAUAGAAGAGAAAUGAGAAAGUGAAACGCGUCGGUUGGCGAUUGUUAGAUUGUUUGUUUACUGUUGUGUGUUUCUUUGUUUUUAGUUCUUGUAAAUCUUGUAAAGAAAACCAUUCGGGAUCAUUCAUUCGUCGCUCCGAAGUCCUGACAAAAUCGCGAGAGGCGUCAUAAAAAAAAAACGAAAAAAAAAACUAAAAACAAAAACAGAGCAAAGAGAACAUCGGUGCUCCAGCGAGCCGCCAGACGUAAACGGAGCUGGUACUCAGUUGAUGGAUGAAACUGGAAGGAUGCUGCAACACGGUGGUUCAGGUGUGAGUCUGAUGGGGGGCAACCAGGGUCAAGGGGCCCAAAACACGGGGGGCUACGGCAGCAUGGGGCCCGUCGAUGCGAGCGCGGCUCAAGGCCCCGACCAGAGCGUCGAGGCGAGGAAACAGGACAUCGGCGAAAUAUUACAGCAGAUUAUGAACAUAACGGACCAAAGUUUGGACGAGGCACAGGCUAGAAAACACACGCUAAAUUGCCACAGAAUGAAACCAGCCCUAUUCUCCGUCUUGUGCGAAAUCAAAGAAAAAACUGUUCUUUCCCUCCGCAACACACAGGAAGAAGAACCUCCCGAUCCUCAGCUGAUGCGCUUGGACAACAUGCUGAUUGCCGAGGGCGUUGCUGGACCCGAAAAAGGAGGCGGUGCUGGUUCCGCGGUGUCCGCGUCUGCGGCUGCGGCCGCUGGUCCACCCGGACAACCGGACAACGCCAUCGAGCACUCGGAUUACAGAGCGAAGCUGGCCCAAAUCAGACAAAUCUACCACCAAGAGCUCGAGAAGUACGAACAGGCAUGCAACGAAUUCACGACACACGUUAUGAACCUCCUGAGGGAACAAAGUCGUACCAGGCCCAUCACGCCGAAGGAAAUCGAGAGAAUGGUGCAAAUCAUACACAAGAAGUUUUCCAGCAUUCAGAUGCAGUUAAAACAGUCAACGUGCGAGGCAGUUAUGAUCUUGAGAAGUCGAUUUCUCGACGCAAGACGCAAGCGGCGGAACUUCAGCAAACAAGCCUCCGAGAUUCUGAACGAAUACUUUUACUCACACCUGAGCAAUCCUUAUCCCAGCGAAGAAGCCAAGGAAGAAUUGGCGCGAAAGUGUGGCAUUACGGUUAGUCAGGUGUCUAAUUGGUUCGGCAACAAAAGGAUACGAUACAAGAAGAAUAUUGGCAAGGCGCAAGAGGAAGCGAACCUUUACGCUGCCAAAAAAGCCGCUGCAGCUUUUGCAGGAGCAUCGCCGUACAGCAUGGGUGGAGCGAGCCAAGGUACACCGACACCAAUGAUGUCACCUGCACCACCCGGAGGUCCACAAGAUAUGGCUGGAUAUGGCAUGGGCAUUAACGGUAGCGACUACGGCUCUCAACCGUACAACGACGGAUCGAUGGGCUAUGAUCCCAUGCACCAGUGAUGCGACGCAGCUUAAAUAAUCAACGGUAGAUGCGCCAAGAGGAUCUCCUCUGUUGCAACAAGCACAUGUUUGAAUUAAAUAUAGUCAGCUUUAGAUAACUUAAUGAGUAUGAAUUAUAGAAAUUUUAGGUGGCAAGUUUAAGCCUUUGAUUGAAUCAAUUAACUGAAGCCUAUGCGACUAAGUUCUACAUUUUACACAUAUAAUACACGUAUGUGCAUUUUAAAGUGCAAUAUGUUGGCGAUAUUAUUUUAUGGCGGCUAGAGAAGCCUGAUAAUAUUCACGAAUACUUUACAUGGCGAGUAUCGUUGUAACGAAUUAGUCUAAAUAUUUAGUUACAAUUUUUCGGUUGCCUUUCCACUAAGUGUUCAUUGAAGAGAAAAAAAUCACUUCCAAUAUUUUGUGAAAUGUACAGGCCUUGAACAGAUUUCAAUCGUCCUAUCACAUCCAUCAUAUGUGAAAGUAUAACUUGGCAAACUUACGAAGAUGGCCUUUUAAGAUAAAUUAUACUUUCAAAGUGCAAUAAGAAUUUAAUAUUGGGUUUUAAAUUUAGAAUAUUAGGUUAAGAUUAAAAAUAGGAUUAGGCAGCUAUUUAGCGGCAGCUAUAUAAGCAGGUUUUGUACAUAUCAGCUAAUGGCUUUGAUACUUAACCAGUGGAUAUGAUUAGAAUAUUUUAGAUAAAUGUUUAUUAGAUAUUAUGUAUCGAGUGUCUGUAAGCAUGCAUGGUUGCAUGUAGAAGUAUAAUAUUGGUUAUAAGUUUAUGUUUUAUUUUGAGGACUCGUUUUGUUAACUGGGAUCGCUGUUUGCAUCUCGGGCAAUUAGGAUUCUAUAGAUGAGAACAAUAAAUCUGCAUAUAUACGAAUUAUUAUGGGAAAUUGACUCAGAGCCAAGACUAAUCGAUGGUCUCAUCUGAAAAAGCAAUGUCAAAAAGUAGGACUUGAUGCUUUCUUUCGAACCCGACGCGUUGUCAAAAUUUGUGAUACUAGUCUCUUUGAUCAGAAAUUUGAAAUAAUGAGCACCCGAAAUUUAUUCGAUCACGCAACAAUUAUAGAUGAUUUAACGCACGUUUCGUGUUAUUUUUGGAGAGAUUUUUCACAAAGCUUAUAUAUAAAUUACGCCUCUCAAAUUAUGAAAAUUUGAAAUGUGUCAUUCUUACUUUACACUUAAAACAGCAUUAUCAAGAUAAAUGCAUACUGUCUACUCGCAGUAUUUUGUUAUCUGGUUCUAUCAUUUUAUGGAGUCAAUGACCCAAAGCGCUUUCACUGAAUAACGAAAUUGAAGGAUCGAGACAAUGAUGCUAUUUCUUUCCAAUUUUUGCAAAACUUGUAGAUUGAUUGCGUACUGUAGUUAAAAUAGUGUUAUUGUAGAGAUUUUGGGACUGAUUCGGCAAUAAAUUUUGACAAAAUGGCAUUUGUUACUAGAAGAAAAAAAUUAAUAUCGGGGCAGUUGUAACUAAGGGAUAAAUGAAUGAAUCGAAUCACGCAGGGCAAGGCAAUGGCUGGGGGCGGAGCAGGUUGGAUGCCACAGCGCGAGGCUGUUCCAGAAUUUCCACCACUCCACGAUUCGGCGGACUCUGAUUCCGACCGGGAAAAUGAAAAACGCCCCAGAGUGUAAUCGGUCCAGAGAAUAAACCGUCUCUCGAUUUCACACAAUAAAAGCUAAUGAAUUUCAAUAAGCCUACAAAAAAACUGAAUAAUUCGGUGAAAUUUGUAUCCAUAUUUAUAAUGAAAAAUUGGGUGUUUAUUAUUUUGAAGAAUUCAAACGGAAUGGAACCUUGUUUAAAGUACGAUUAACCGGCUGUAGCUUAUGGUAUAGUAGAACAGUAACAAAUUUGAUUCAGAAAGUUGACUAUGCAAGAAUCACGUGGUGAACACGAAUUGUAUCAUUCAUUGUUUAGUGUCGAAUAUUGUAAUACUCUGUUAUUUAAACGGAGUAAUGCACUAAACAAUAUCUUUCGUGUUUCAUUUCCGUUCCGUACCUGUUCCUAAAAACGCUCUUUUGCGAACGAUUAAAUCUGUAUACUUUUUUGCGAAUCACUGGAAACUUGAAGAGUCCUGUAUUAUCGUUGAAUUGUUUCACGGCUCUUAGUGAAGUUGAAUUUUGCCACUUUGUAAGUGCAAUGACGUUGUCUUCUAUAAUACUGCCUUUCCGACGCUGUGUUUUGCCUAAGAUUCUUCAAAAUAAAAAUUAGAUAAAAUGACAUCGUAUGUUCUCUCGGUAUUCCUAGAUGAAGAAUAUGUGAAAAAAUAGUUGACAAAGGAAAAGUUCCUUUCAUGAUCUUUUUACUACAAUUUUUGCAGUUUUAGAUCAAGCAGAAGUUUAUUUUGUGAAAAUGGCUUCAAAAGAAUUAACACCUAUGACAAUUCCAUACCAUAUGAUAACUUUAACUUACCCUUUGCACUACAUCUUGCCUUAAUGCAUAUGAUAUACUGAACAAAUACAAGAAAAUACAAUAGAAUCGUCUUUAGGAAGAUAGCAUAAAUCGAUUUGUCCAAUAAUGAAGAGCAUCACGUAUGAAUUAGUUACUACUAUGUUAGAUACUAGGGGAUAUGAAUUUAUUACGAAAUAAUCGUUUCUAAUUCGUAUUAUUAUACACCGUAUUUCGUAUGCUAGCGAAUGGUUAUGUCACCUAUACGAACUAUGUUUUAAGCUUAAUUUGUUUGAUUAUUAUGAGUCAUCGUUUCAAUUUUACUUAUCAUUACUUUACCCUGCAAUAUCCAAAUGCACCAUAAGAAGACCUCUUUUCCUUCUCUGCCCUGAAAUAUAAAUACAUUUCUGGAGUCUUCUUAUCGUUCAUGCGACUGAGAUUUGAACACCCUUUAAAUUAUGUUGGAAAAUUGUGUGCAUGGUUGUAUAAACAAAUUCGUUAUGUAAUUCAGCAAUGAAUAUUUUAUUAUAUUAAGAUUUCUUUUUCGAAAUUUCAUUUUGAUUGCGCUUGCCUAUCAUUAGUUAGCUGUCGUAUAAAACCCCUUGUCUCUUUCUACAGUCGUUAUCGGUAUAAUAAUUUGAAUACUUAAGUUAUUUCGGAAAUAAAUAAUUAUUGAUAUUAUUUAUUAUAAGAUAACACACGGGGUACAUGGGCCAACUGAUGUUUGAUUUCAGGAGCUGUCGCCCUGAAAUCCUUAGAAGAUACAGGAAAAUAAAAUUGAAAAACUAUCGAAAUUUGAUCACCUCACUAUCUGUGAUCCAAGGCUUGCCCCAGUGCGAGUAUACGAACGAUAAAAUAUAAUAAACUAAAAUUAUGUAACCACAAUUCGGAGAAUAUAGCUUAAAGAUAAAUGCUGGGUAUCGGGAAGAUGGACGAACGUUCUUCCUGCCACCUAGCAAUGUUCUUAUUUAUCUAUAUCCCUUGCCCAAAUGAAGCAAUGCCCUGCAAAACACUGAUGUAUACGAUUUUUCAACAUGAAAAUUAUAUAUUAUUAUUAAACAUAAACUUAGUCCUUAGGCAUCUAUAUAGUUAAGGUCAUCAUUAUAUAUAUUAUAAUUAUGAAUUUUUGCAUUAUUGAUUAGUUGAGAUCAUUACGAUAUUGAUUAUUAUUAAUUGAUUAUAAUUAUUGAAUAUGAUAUAUUUAGAUUAUAGUAAAAUAUCUCUUCAAUUGUAUAAAACUUGAAAGAAAAAUGUCAAAAAAAAAAAAAGAAAGAAACUACGAACGAUUAGGUAUAACACUGUUAUAACACGUCGCUGGAAGUACUAUCGGCUAAAUAG